AUGGCAGUGGAUACUUCUAUAAGCACAGAGGAAUUCUGGCUUUUUGGUUACGGGAGUUUGAUUUGGAAACCUCCACCGCACUUUGACCAACGUAUCCCUGGUUAUGUUACAGGUUACGUUCGUCGGUUUUGGCAGGCUAGCCAGGAUCACCGUGGAACGCCUGACAAGCCAGGGCGGGUUGUGACACUGAUCGAAAGAUCCUUCUGGGAGACUUUGUCUGAUCCCCACCCUUCGGCAUCUUCAGACAAAGUUUGGGGCACCGCAUAUCGGAUUGAGACAGCCAAAGUCGCCGAGGUCAAGGAGUAUCUCGACAUUCGGGAGAUUAACGGGUACACCAUCCACUACACAGAUUUCCAUCCCGCGGAUGCGUCGCCCAUGAUCAAGACUUUGGUGUAUAUCGGGACCCCAGAUAACGAUCAGUUCAUGGGCCCACAAGAUCCGGAGAGGCUUGCGGAGCACAUAUAUCGGAGCAAAGGUCCAAGCGGGCCGAAUAAGGAUUAUCUUUUGAGUCUAGAGACGGCUUUAGAUGGCUUGAGCCCAGAAAGUGGAGAUUACCAUGUCAAGGACCUGGCUGAUCGACUGAAGAAGAUUUCAGAGGCCACUGGUGGCGUGAGCCGGGGCAAAGAGGCACUGGAUCAUGAGCUCAAGAAGGUCGACAGCACCGAUGAGCAAGAAGAGACAGAGAAGCGGAUUUUGUAA
This is a messenger RNA of Lachnellula hyalina, 699 nucleotides long. RefSeq names its product Glutathione-specific gamma-glutamylcyclotransferase. Bases 1 to 699 code for a protein of 232 amino acids. Gene Ontology annotation, molecular function: gamma-glutamylcyclotransferase activity; glutathione specific gamma-glutamylcyclotransferase activity. The transcript is spliced from 5 exons. Gene Ontology annotation, cellular component: cytoplasm. NCBI's taxonomy places the organism in Eukaryota, Fungi, Ascomycota, Leotiomycetes, Helotiales, Lachnaceae. The record is from RefSeq and is a predicted model, not a curated record. Gene Ontology annotation, biological process: glutathione catabolic process.